Molecule: messenger RNA, 1979 nt
Organism: Bactrocera latifrons
Lineage: Eukaryota; Metazoa; Arthropoda; Insecta; Diptera; Tephritidae
Gene: SmydA-3
Product: protein msta
Exons: 4
Coding region: 131-1630 (499 amino acids)
Molecular function (GO): protein binding
Source: RefSeq, a predicted model, not a curated record
AUUAUUUUUGAUUACAACUUUAAAAUUUUCUAUUACAUAAAAAUUGAUAUUGCGAUUUAGAAAAUCAAUAAUAAUUGAGUUAUACGAAUUAUCUUUAAUAUAUACUCCCCAAAGCGGAGCAGCCGAAAUUAUGUUUAAAUGGCGUAUCGUAGAGGAUCCACUAAUGGGUCGUUCAUUAGUGACUACAGAAAUUGUAAAGAAGGGUGAAAUGGUGGUAGAGGAGUAUCCAUUCGCGAUUGGCCCCAAACAGAACAGCGGUAUUGUUUGUCUGGGUUGUUAUCGUGAUUUAUUUUUCGGUGAAGAUGGUGAUUCGUUGGAUCGUUGUGAAAGGUGUGAUUGGCCACUGUGUAGUGCCUGUUUUGAUAUACCCAAUCAUCUGGGUGAGUGUGAGAUAUUUACCAAAGCUAAAGUUCACUUUGCGGGAAAUGUAAGCGAGGAUGGAGUUUGUACACAACUUGAUUGUAUAACACCUUUAAGGGUUCUUCUUGUCAAGGAAUCUGAUCCAGAUCGAUGGGAGCGUGAAAUCGUACCAAUGGAGUACCACAACGAGGAACGCCGAAAAAUGGUUGAUGUUUGGAAUGCAGAUUUUGUAAAUAUCGCACAGUACCUUCGAGGACCGUGCCGUUUGGCCGAACGAUUUUCUGAAGAUCUCAUUAUGCAAACAGUGGGUAUUUUGGAAGUUAAUGCAUUUGAAGCGCGGACAACACUGGGAUAUGCACUGCGUUGUUUAUACCCAAUCACUGGAAUAUUAGCGCAUAAUUGUGUACCAAAUACCUUUCGUACAAUACAUCCAAGUGAAGGCUUCAAGAUCCGCCUAAGGGCCAUGUACAAUUUGAACGAAGGCCAACAGUUGCAGCACUCGUAUACAUACACUUUGAAUGGCACUUACCAACGACAGGAACAUUUAAAGAAUGGUAAAUUCUUCACUUGCGAAUGCAAACGUUGCAAAGACCCCACCGAGUUGGGUACGAAUUUUAGCACGUUCAAGUGUAGUAAAUGCGAAGAAGGGUGGUUACUGUCAACUAAUCCAAUAGAUCCUUCCUGCUACUGGAAAUGCACGCUUUGCACCUUUCAAACAUCAAAUAAUGCUAUACAGAAGGCACUAUCUGUAAUGCAAUCCGAAGUUGCCACAUUACAAUCAAUGACUCCCAGUCCUCAGAAAUUACAAGAAACAGAAAAGCUAAUGAGAAAAUAUUGUGUAGUUGUACACCCUCUACACUUCAUACAAAUAGGAUUGCGUCAAAAUCUUAUCGAAAUGUAUGGUCGUGUUGCAGAGUAUGAAUUGUCUGAAUUGCCCGAUGUUCUCCUUGAACACAAAGAAGAGCUAUGUCGACAAGUGUUACAUGUUUUAGAUGUCUUUGAACCGGGAUUGAGUCGAACACGUGCUAUGAUGCUAUACGAGUUGCAUGUACCAUUAGUAUUAUUGGCCAAGAGUGGUUUCAUAAGCGGCGUCCUAACAGCGGAUGCAUUAAAAAAUAAACUUCUUGACGUUAUUGCUAUUCUAAAUGAAUGUGUGGACAUACUGCAAUACGAAGAUCCAGAGACACAAGAGGGAAAUUUAUGUAAAGUAGCACAGCAAGCGAAGAAUCAGUUGACACAAAGUGUGGAAGGUUUAACAGUCGCUGAAUGAUAUUGUUGCCGCAUAUUUUACAYAAAUAAAGUCUCCCUUGUACAUAAUAUAAAAAGGGCUACAUUAAUAAUAAAUCAAAGUUCUAUUUAUGUAAGUAAAAAUUAACUUACAUAUAUAUGUGACUAAAACUAUUGUUGCAAAAGUCAUAUACAGUUAUCAGUAUGUGAUUUUUUAAGCAUACUCAAAAAUAGUAUUUACUACGAAGUAAUGUCCAAAUGAGACCAUCUCGCCUUUAUUCAAUGGUUCCUGAAUUUAUUUAUUAACUGAUUCAGAGUCAAAGCACAUCACUAUUAUUUCAACAAUAAAACGUUUGGCUUAAAUUAAUACUGCAAUAAUUAUAUUUGAAAAU